AUGCUAUCACGGUCCAUGACCAAUGAGGCCAUUGCAGUUCUGACACCAAAUGGCAUCAGCUUCCCCCAAACAGGGGAACCUAAACCCACCAACCAGAGGCAAUACAACCUCAAGAAACAACUAAAGGCAGAGGCCAAAGUUCUUGGGGCUAUUCAGAUCCUGUGCGGGGUGAUGGUGUUGAGUUUGGGGAUCAUUUUGGUAUCUGUUCCGUCCUCUCCAUCCUUUACCCCGGUGUUUUCCACCCUUUUGAAGUCUGCUUACCCAUUCAUGGGAGGCUUGUGUUUUGUCAUUUCUGGAACUCUGUCAGUCAUCAUGGAGAAAAAGUCAACUAAGCCUUUGGUUCAGAGCAGCGUGGUUGCAAACAUUCUGAGCUCUCUAUGUGCUCUGGUGGGUUUCAUUCUCCUCUCUGUCACGUUGGAUGCUGUGGAUCCUGCCUUUCGGAAGUGGAACUCUGUCUGUGAUGCUGAUUUACACGGCGCUGGAGUUCUGCCUGGCUGCGCUCUCUGCCGUGAUUUGGUGGAAACAGGCUCACUCUGA
Messenger RNA from Puma concolor (puma), 537 nucleotides. The record is from RefSeq and is a predicted model, not a curated record. Lineage: Eukaryota; Metazoa; Chordata; Mammalia; Carnivora; Felidae.